This is a messenger RNA of Lymnaea stagnalis (great pond snail), 2837 nucleotides long. The record is from the annotation of a GenBank genome assembly. NCBI's taxonomy places the organism in Eukaryota, Metazoa, Mollusca, Gastropoda, Lymnaeidae.
AAACACAUGACUGUAUUUAACUGGCAAGUUAAAAAAUAAUAGUGUUUUUGACAUCAUAGCAGAAAACACUCAUUCUCAUCAGAAAUAAAAAUGGCACAGAAAACAGAAGGAAUUCAGCAGCUGUUAAUAGCCGAGAAGAAAGCAACAGAAAGAGUUAAUGAAGCCCGAAAACGUAAGCAUUGAUAUAGUAUAGUUUUGGAGAAUCUGGGUCUGAAUUGUACUUGGGAAUUAGUCUAUGGUCGUAUGGUUUUGAAACUGUUGUGAGUUGAUCCGACAUCGGCUCUGUCAGCUGACUUCAUUUCAAUCCACGAAAAUUUAUCGGUUCUAAUAACUUAAAAUAACAUCAUGUGGAGGGUUAGCAAUCCAAAGUUAUAAUUUUAUUCAUCCAUUUAACUUUAAACAGCAGUUUGAAUACGAUGGCUAUGGACGGUCUGGGAGUGACAGGCAUGCCUCUGCCCUGCCUCUAAAUCUAAACUCUCACUCAGUUAAUGUGACCCAUAUCACAUUCGUAAUUUUUUCCCUAUAUAUAGUAUAUCCAUGAAUGGUACAACACGUAUUCCAAGCUAUUGUUUAAUGUAGUUUAAAAGUUUAAUCAGUAUUGCCAGGGCAACAUUUUUAAAAUUUUGGUUCACAUGUGCUACAUUGUUUUGGGGACAUUAUUCAUUGUCAUUUUGUCCUUGAGUUUGAGCUAGGAUGGUUUUGCUGGACUCCUGGAGAGUCAGCGUUAACAUUGUACAUGUUUUCAGUUCUAGAUUUGUGUUAAAAAGACAAUAAUUAUUUAAUAUGUCAUAUCCUAAGUCCAAGUUUCAAUGCUUUUUACUAUACCAGGUACUGUAUUUUUUACUAUUUAACAAAAAUAUCAAUGUUAAUAAUACAAUGUUUUUUUUAUACAGGUAAAGCACUUAGAAUAAAAGCAGCAAAGAAGGAAGGGGAUGCAGAAAUUCUUGCUUUUAAAAAUGAGAAAGAAAACCAGUAUAAGCAGUAUGAACAGGAGGUUAGAAUGUUCUCUAGAAAAUAAAUUUGAUUAAUGGACAGAAAUUGCUUUUCCCCAAGCCAAAAUAUGUAGGCUUAAAGACAAUAAACAUUCUUCUUUUAGAUAUCAAUAGUUCAGAAAAUGAGAAACAUAAAUAUUGCCAUAAAAACUGCUUUAAAAUGAAUUUAAAAAUGUAUAUCAACAUUUAAACUUAUUUAAAAUUUUGAAGUACGAGAAAUAAAAUGACAUUUUUCUCAACAGAUCUUAGGCAAGAAAAGUGAUAGUGAGGCUCAAAUUCAGGUGGAGACAAACAAAAAGAUUAAAGAGCUUGAUGCAAUGAUGAAGCAGAAUCGAGGCAAAGCUUUGGGCUCAAUAUUGAAGCUCCUGUUUGAUAUAGAUGUUAAAUUACACGAAAAUGUUAAGCUAUAGAUCUAAGCAUUUUUUCUUUUUUUUUCAACUGUUUAUGUAGUUAAAAUGCUUUUUGGACUAUUUACUCUUUAAAUUGUUAUUUUUAUUUAUCUUAUCCUGUUAUGUAGAUAUUUCCUGAUACAAAAAGGUAGCCUACAAAAAAUUAUAAAAUUGGAGGUAGAGAUGUAUAUAAAUUCAAGUAUUGUCUGAUAAAUAUUCCAUUUGUGUGCUAUUUUGAAGGGAGUUGCAGAUGAAGGGCUAAUUUUUUAAAAAUUAGUUGUGAUUAACAGUACCAAAAAGGCUGCUGUUGAUAGUAAGUACAAUAUCAUUUGUAAUUAGUGGUUUAAAGAAAAACAAUUUUAAGCAAAUUUAAACGAUGUAUUUCUUUAUUAAAUACCACUCUUCAUAUAUGCCUAGAAGAACCAUUUUCUGUGUUUAAAAUGUCUUUUUGAUGAUAAGGUUAGAGGAAGCAAAACAAUUUGAGUACCCGGUAUUUAAAUGGUGGUUUUCAACAUAGCAUCUAGGAUCAUGCUCCACUGGGUAUUUGAAAUCAAUAGCUUCAACAAAACACCAUUUUGUAUAGUUAUGGUAUAUAAAGAAAAUAUCAUUAAAUUAUCUAUAAUUUGGUUAAAGGCAAGUCAACAGAUUUGAAAUAUGGGUUUAUACAUUUUGACAAGAAUUCAUGCUAGUAUUUUUUAUUGGCUUUAAAAGAAGCCCUGUGAACUUAAUUUAUAAAGCCAAUUGUGAAAGGGAAGAAAUAGAGACAUGAUUGAAUGUAUUGGUGUGAUGUAAUUAUUUAUUUGAUACAUAAUCUUGACCAUUUCAUGUUCAUGUAUACUGGGAAAAUCCUUACUUUGCUACAGUACUGCAGUCAAUUUAAUUUAUGUUUGCAGACAACCAAUUUACUUAAAUUCAAAGAUUGUUUUGGAGUCAGUUUCGGUUUGUUUCUUACACUCUAGUAAAAAUUACUAAUGGAAAUGACUCAGUUCACCUAGACACAAAAAAAUAAUUUUUGAUUGUAAAUUUCAGGUAAGGUGGAAACAAUACAUUUUUUUCAUUCACAUCUAUUUCACACAUUACUCGGAGCACAUGACUUGGGAUAUGUAUGUAGCUAGAUUUAUAUGAAAAAUUGAGUAGGGUGUAUGGGUUGAUUUUUUAAAAAUUUUAACGUCUGUUUUAUUAAUUCAUUUAGAUAAUGGAAUAGGUAUUUUGUUAUAUACAGUAGUUCCAUAAUUUAGGGGAAAAAAUGAAUGAAAUACGGCUGUUGUCUUAGUACUUAUGUGAAUCCCAUAAAUUGUCAUGACAUUCAAUGUUGGCUUUGUUCUUCUUUGUUUUGUUUCUGAAAUUAUAAACACGUUCUUGGGAUUUUAAAACAGUCAGAAGGUUUAAUGGUUUUAGUAAAAGUUCUAAGCAGUGGGAAACCUGUGGCCUGCGCAUAACAUUUAUUGCGGUGGGG